AAUAUUAUACCUCGGCCUCAGCCACCGUCGAUCUGGCUUAGAACCCUCCAUUCUCGUACGCCUGUCUUUCUCCUUUCCCACUCUACACAUAUACAUACAUACACACAAACACUUUCUCUUUCUCUAUCCUAAUUAACCAUUUUACAACUUGCUACAAUUAUCAUUUAUCAAUCAAACAUGGGUUAUCUUGCUAUUUUCAUGCUGGUUUUCUUGGCUGUUGCUGGUUAUUCAAAUGCAGCUUAUUGUGUAUGUAACACAGCACUGAGUGAUCCAGUGCUUCAAAGGAACAUUGAUUAUGCUUGUGGUAAUGGUGCUGAUUGUAGUCAAAUAAAUCCAAAUGGGGCUUGUUUCAAUCCGAACACUGUAAAAGAUCAUUGCAAUUAUGCUGUUAAUAAUUAUUAUCAAAAGAAAGGUCAAGUUCAAGGAAGUUGUGAUUUUUCAGGCACUGCUAGUCCAACCCAAACACUCCCUUCAGGUGUAAAUUCUGCUUGUUUUUCUGGGAACCCUAGCCCUACAACUCCGACCCCACCAGGAACCGGAACUGGGACUCCUCCAGGAACCGGUAUUGCUACCCCGCCUCCAGGAACCGGAACUCCAGGCACCGGGACUGGAACAGGAACUCCGGGGACUGGGAAUGGAACAGGGACCGGAACUCCAGGUACUGGGACUGGAACUGGAACUCCAGGUUCUGGGACUGGAACUGGAACUGGAACUGGGAUCAAUGUAAACCCACCGUUUGGAAUGGGACCUACAACUGGCUUUGACAACAGUGGCUGCAUGUCUAUUCACAAAAUUACCAACCUUUUCAAUCUUGCAACCCUUUUGGUUUCUGGGUUGAUCUGGUCCAGGCUUAUCUAAACAGGGCUUAUAUACGACCUGUGGAUGAGACAUUCAUGUUGUAAAGUAGUGUUGUAUUAAUUAUAUCGGUUGUAUCCUAUGAUGUAUGAACCCCCCUUUUUUUAGUAUGAGAUAGAAGAUGCAUUCAUUACCUUUUUAAUA
This is a messenger RNA of Erigeron canadensis, 999 nucleotides long. Its product is annotated as PLASMODESMATA CALLOSE-BINDING PROTEIN 4-like. Lineage: Eukaryota; Viridiplantae; Streptophyta; Magnoliopsida; Asterales; Asteraceae. Bases 178 to 858 code for a protein of 226 amino acids. The record is from RefSeq and is a predicted model, not a curated record. The transcript is spliced from 4 exons.